Messenger RNA from Drosophila ficusphila, 1048 nucleotides. RefSeq names its product glia maturation factor beta (gene GMF). The record is from RefSeq and is a predicted model, not a curated record. Gene Ontology annotation, cellular component: actin cortical patch. Bases 162 to 578 code for a protein of 138 amino acids. Gene Ontology annotation, molecular function: actin binding; Arp2/3 complex binding. The transcript is spliced from 4 exons. Gene Ontology annotation, biological process: actin filament debranching; negative regulation of Arp2/3 complex-mediated actin nucleation. NCBI's taxonomy places the organism in Eukaryota, Metazoa, Arthropoda, Insecta, Diptera, Drosophilidae.
UAAACGGUCUCACUGCAGGUGGAACAACAAAAAACCAAAAAAAAGGAGGGAUAGAAAUAUUUAAACGUUUACUAAAGAAAAGUGAUAUUUUAAGCCCACGACAACUGCCAAAUAAUACGCGGAACGUUUCCUUUUUCCCUCAAGACAUAAAAACUAAAGCUAUGGGUGAUAACAAAAUAUGCGACAUUAGCAACGAAGUUUUGGAGGAACUGAAGAAGUUUCGCUUUAGCAAAAGCAAAAAUAAUGCAGCUUUGAUAUUGAAAGUUGACCGGGAGAAGCAAUCGGUAGUGCUGGAUGAGUUUAUCGACGACAUCUCAGUGGACGAGCUGCAGGACACUUUGCCAGGACAUCAGCCUCGAUAUGUGAUCUAUACCUAUAAAAUGGUGCACGACGACCAGCGCAUUUCCUACCCUAUGUGCUUUAUCUUCUAUACGCCAAGAGAUAGCCAGAUCGAACUACAAAUGAUGUACGCCUGCACGAAGAGCGCCCUACAACGCGAGGUGGAUCUCACACGCGUCUAUGAAAUUCGCGAACUAGACGAAUUGACCGAGGAUUGGUUGAAAGCCAAACUAAAGUAAAGAAGUCUCGAUCUCUGGGAUCAAUCAUUCCGGGCCGUUGUCAAAAGCAAUAUUUUAUAAUAGUUCAUCGAUUGAUUUUGGAGCUUUUUAUAGACAUAUUCAACCUGGAUCAAGCCGAUACCAACGAUGCAUACCAAUACCAAACAACACAAUGUUGAGAUACGACAAUUUUUACCUACAGAAAAAACAAAUCAAGCUAAGAUUAUACAACGUAAUGACAAUUUUUGUAUAGACAACCACAUGCGGCAAGUGUGCGGGAGAGUUCUUAGUGAUUUUAGUUCUUGCAUUUAAGUAAUAAUUUUCAUAGAAGCUGUGCUUGCCAAAUUUCUACAUGUAUUUAUUGUAAAGAUAUAAAAGCAAACAUGACAAAAAAUAUUCCAUUUUAUAUAAACCAACUUAAUAAGUGUUCAAAUGUGUAUUGUAGAGAUUUUUAAUUUGUACACUGCAAUAAAUGAUAAAAAAAACUGGUA